CUAUACUCCUUCUCAUGGACCCUCUUCGCUUACACCAUUAAACAUCGAGUCCUAGUUUGCUAUAAAUAUUAAUGUUCCCUUCACUACAGGUGGAGACGGACGGUACUCCGUUCGGGAUGAGCUUCCAGGAGGACUUGCACCAGGCGGACGCAGUGCCGACCCUGGUGACCGGAGGCACCUGGACCAUCGCAGGAGGCUGCAAGGGCUUCGUCAUCAUCGCCUCCGUCUUCUCCUCCGUCGAGGCCUUGCUGAAGAAGAUGCCGCGGUGGGCGGACCACCGCAUCCUCGUCAUCUUGAAGGGAAUCGGCUCCAACACUCUCCUCGUACCGAUAAUGGCUCCUAUAAGAAUAUUCCACGACGCAGAAGUAGCCAUCGUCGCCUCAACGGAUCUGACUACUGGCUACUUGCUGACGCAGUACAAGCGCUACUAUGUUCGUUUUCGCUCCAAUCCCAACUUCCCCUGGGAAAGGCUUAAAGGAGGGCCUAAAGAUUUCAAGGGAAGAGGGAUCUCUGUGCAAACUAGCAACUGUUCCAUGUUCUCCCAGAUCGGCCCGAUCAAUGAUGAUGGUAAACCAGCUUGGUUCGGAGGAGCGGAAAUGACCAUGUUCCGGGACAUAGCACAGCGCCUAAACUUGAGGCCCACGUUCAGCGCCGCCAAGUCCAUCCACGCCGGCUGGUUCAAGAGGUCGCUCACAGGAACGAAUGCGACGGACGUGGCCUUCUGCGGGAUCCUGGUCUCCUCGCGGACCCUGGACGUCGAGGCCAUCACCAGCUCCCAGCCGCUGGCGCUGCUCUGCCUGAAGUGGCUGGUGCCGCGGCCGCAGCGGGUCCACGACCAAUGGGACGAGAUCUUCGAGCCCUUCACCCCCCAGCUCUGGCUCGUCGUCGCCCUCGUCACCCUCUUCGUCACCUUCCUGCUCCAGAGGUUCACCACCGCCACGAGGAGAUUGGUAUUUACUAGGAAUAUAAAAAAAUAUGAACUGUUGGGGGAGAGUUUCCUUCAGAUCGUCGCGAUUUUGGUCUUAUCGGACGUGCCUAAGUCUGCUAAAGAACAAGGAGCCAUUCGUCAUAUACUCACAUGGUGGUCGAUUUUUACUCUUGUCAUGACAACUUCAUUCUCGAGCGGUCUCAUUUCCCACCUAACAAACAAGGAGUACACCAAAAAGAUCGAAACUAUUGAAGAGUUGAUCAAAAACGAUUUCAAUUGGGCAAUGAAGACCAGGCCAGAAUUCGGUGAUCUUAUAAACCUCAAGGAUACCGCACAGGUGAGAUGGAAGUACAGAUUUAUUAAAGUGAACAGUACCGAGGAACAUAUCAAAUUGAUGAAGAAGGGAAAGCAGGUGUUGUGGGGUUAUCAAGUUUAUGGAGGGUUCUCUUUGCCUGAUUCAGACUUACCAGAUGCUAUUCUACGAAAAUUCGAAGUUUCGUCAUAUUGUUUCAUGGAAUAUUUCAUUGGAUUCGCCAUGCGACAAGGUUCACCUUUCGAGGCGCCCAUCAACAGGUACAUCCGCUGGUACAACGAGGGAGGACUCAUCACCGCCAUCGUGAAAAGUGUCCACGCAGAGAGGUACCUCAAGAACCCGUACGUCUUCAACGUGCUGCGGCAGACGAAGCAGAGGCCCGGAGAAGCGGAGGGGCUGGAUCUGUCGCACCUCACCGGCAUCUUCAUCAUCUGGGCUAUCGGCACCGCAGUGGCGGUUGUUGUCUUCCUCCUGGAGAUUGCGCAGAAAUGUCGGGUCUAAAUAAAAGGUUUUAAAAUUAUGGGUUUCCAUAAUUUAAUAUUGUUAAUUACUUUUCCGUGAAACUAGAGAAUAUUUUGAAAACCAAAGUGGAUCCAAACCACUUAGAACACUGUAAAAAAUGUUAUUCCUCAUCGAUAUCAACAAUUUAGAUUAGAAGUUAAAAGGAGACCUUCGUAUUAAUAAAUUGUAUAUUCUUUAUUUUUAUAUUUACAUUUAAAACAAUUACAUUUGUAUGUUU
Molecule: messenger RNA, 1980 nt
Organism: Nezara viridula (southern green stink bug)
Lineage: Eukaryota; Metazoa; Arthropoda; Insecta; Hemiptera; Pentatomidae
Source: the annotation of a GenBank genome assembly